Molecule: messenger RNA, 228 nt
Organism: Entrophospora sp. SA101
Lineage: Eukaryota; Fungi; Glomeromycota; Glomeromycetes; Entrophosporales; Entrophosporaceae
Source: the annotation of a GenBank genome assembly
AUGUUAGUUAAGUUUGAGACUAUUAUUGAUAUGCAAAUUGCUGGCGGGAAAAUGACUGAGGCGGAAAAAAAUCAAGCCCAAGAACUUUGCUCACUAUUUAAAACUCAUACUAAAGAAGGAAAUCUUUUUGCUAUUGCUGGUUUUGCAGAUGGGUUUUUUGAAGCUUUUCCUGAGGACGAGAAAGCUAAAAUUUUCCCUGAUGACAAUGGCUUAACCUACGAACAAUGA